Messenger RNA from Ochotona curzoniae (black-lipped pika), 1631 nucleotides. RefSeq names its product RAB, member of RAS oncogene family like 2B (gene RABL2B). Gene Ontology annotation, molecular function: GTPase activity; GTP binding. NCBI's taxonomy places the organism in Eukaryota, Metazoa, Chordata, Mammalia, Lagomorpha, Ochotonidae. The coding region runs from base 236 to 907 and encodes 223 amino acids. The record is from RefSeq and is a predicted model, not a curated record. The transcript is spliced from 9 exons. Gene Ontology annotation, cellular component: Golgi apparatus; endosome.
CUUGGCAUCUCCGGCCCUGCACGGGAGGACGAAGCGGCGGGUGCGGGGCUCGGCGCGGGUGCCCGCGUCCUUCCUGUGCUCGGUCGGUGUGUCGCUGAUGCCCACUCUGCGGACUGGCAGGCUCCGGAGGGCUCCCCCCUUGCCGGGCUGCGCUCCCCCGUGAGCGGUGGGCGCAUGCUUGAGAGGGAGGCAAGAGUUCCCCGCGCCCAGCUGGGCUGCUCUGAAGUCCAGAGCCAUGGCCAGAGACGGAGGCAGAGCUGAGGAGCUGGACCAGGAGAAAUACGAUGCCGAUGACAAUGUGAAGAUCAUCUGCCUGGGUGACAGCGCUGUGGGGAAAUCCAAACUCAUGGAGCGGUUCCUCAUGGACGGAUUUCAGCCACAACAGCUGUCCACCUACGCCCUGACCCUGUACAAGCACACAACCACAGUGGACGGCAAGACCAUCCUCGUGGACUUUUGGGACACAGCAGGCCAGGAGCGGUUCCAGAGCAUGCAUGCCUCCUACUAUCACAAGGCCCACGCCUGUAUCAUGGUGUUUGAUGUGCAGAGGAAGGUCACCUAUAAAAACCUGAGCACCUGGUAUGCCGAGCUGCGGGAGUUCAGGCCAGAGAUCCCGUGCAUCGUAGUGGCCAAUAAGAUUGAUGCGGACAUAAAAGUAACCCAGAAAAGCUUCAGUUUUGCAAAGAAAUUCUCUCUGCCCCUGUAUUUUGUCUCAGCUGCUGAUGGCACCAAUGUUGUAAAGCUCUUCAGUGAUGCAAUUCGGUUAGCUGUGUCAUAUAAACAGAACUCCCAGGACUUCAUGGAUGAAGUGUUGCAGGAGCUGGAGAAUUUCAAGCUAGAAGAGAAGGAGGAGAAUGUACCACACCAAGAGCAGAGUGGCAGCAUCGGGAGCCCUUCCCCCUCCUAACAUGGCCUCCAGGGGUUGCAGGGAUGGGGGACUCUGAGAGAGCCUCUGUCCAGGCCAUUCCCUCCUCCAGCUGCUGUAAGCCCUCCCAUGCUGUUUGCCUCUCCCGCAUCUGUGACCCUAACACAGGGUAAGAACAGCACCAGCAGGCUCCAGGCAGAUGUGCCAGAUCUUUGCCCAGUAGUCCUUGGAUGGAGUUGAGUGUCAUGUCAUUAAUAUUUCCCUAGGUGGAAAACAGGCAGAGGCUGUACAAUUUUUUAAUAAAAGGAAAUUUGGGUGGUUAGGGACUAGUUCUUUUGUUUCUACCAAGGGAUUGUUUGCUAGUCACCUCCCCCCACACACACACACACACACAUACUAUUUAAUGCUUAAAUAACAGGGAGAGUUCUGUCUGCUGGCUUAAUCCCCGGAUGUUCCCAGUGGCCAGGACCAGACCAGGUCAGAGGCUCUCCCACAUGGGUACAAGGGACCCAACUACUGAGUCCUAACGACUGCCUUCCAGAGCCUACACUGCAGGAAGCUGGAAUCAGGAAGUUGUAGGCACAGGCACUCCAGUGUGGGAUGUGAGUGUCCUGACUCCCUGCCCGAUGCUGGCUCAGCUUGCUGCACAAUGUAUGCAGCCUUCAUUCUUGUCCCUGAGUUCUCUGCUCUUUCCUCUUCAGUCUCCCAUAUAACUUUUUUGAAAAAUUUAUUUACAAGGAAAGAGUUUUACAGAGAGAAAAAUCUU